CGACGACGACGACGACGACGGGGCCAGGAACAACAACAACAACAACAACUGCAACUGCAACUGCAACGACAGAACAGUAUCCUCUCGAUUCUACGUUUACAUGCUCACUCUGUAGCGGUGUUGCAGUGACCGAGGAGCAGAUAUCACUUGCUUCAGCCAUCAUCCAUCCAAAUCGACCCGCAACGUCCUCCUCCAUGGGCGAUAUGGAUGAAGACGAGUAUCGACUCUCAAAACAAACAAUGCGUCGCAACCACGCCAUCCACGAGCUAUUGGAAACCGAACGCGACUAUGUCACUGAUCUUGGCCGUCUUGUCGAAGUCUAUUUUGAUACACUCGCUCGACAAGACUGGAUUCCUCUGCAGCAUAAACAGACCAUACUCCGAAAUGCAUCGGAUCUACUGUCAUUCCACCGCAUUUUCCUGGCCACCUUGGACGAGAAUUUUGAGGAACGAGGCGUCGGUGAGCACAUUGCAAAGGCAUUCCUGGAUAUGGGUGAUCACUUUUUAAUGUACACUCGAUACUGCGACUUGCACGACGAAGCCUGGUCUUUGUGUGAAGAAUACCGCGACCGCCCUGAAUGGUCUCACUUCACCAAAGAGUGUACCGCCAUGAUUGCAGAAUCCACCCCGGUCUCGUCCUCUGUGGUCAGUGGCUCGCUCAUGGACCAGGUGUCCAGUAGCCAACAGCAAUUAUCAGCAUCGUCUUCACCUGUCGGUAAAAGACUUCAGUUUGAAGACUAUUUGAUCAAGCCAGUGCAACGCAUAUGUCGUUAUCAGCUACUUUUAAAGGAAAUCAUUCGCUAUACACCCGAUGACGCAGAUGACUAUGCAGUUUUGAACGAUGCAAUGAACCUGGUCCACACAACCGUUGCAGAAAUCGACCGUCUCAAGAACGAAAAGGAUAUCGGCAAGCGCACAGAGCGGUUCGUACAGCGGUUCGAUGGCGAUUGGCGAAUCAAUAAGCGUCAUGUCGUCAAGCUUGGCAAUUUGCUCAUAUCAGGGGCCAUUGAGGUCACCUACACCGCAUUGGGUCAGAGCGUUGCCAAGCCGCGCUACCUGGGUUGUUUUGUAUUCCCAACUUAUCUGAUUCUCGUUCGCCCGAAAAAGGUCACCACCUAUGAGCCGAAGCAUUGGUUUCCCUUGCGUCUAGCAGAGCUGGAAGACUUGGCUGAUAUUGAAGGUCAACAAGAACAUUCAUUCGUAGUCAGAUGCAAAAAGCAUACAUUUGCAUUUAGCGCUACAUGCAACCAGGAGAAACAACUUUGGCUCAAACAUCUAGAAGACGCUAUUGAGAGAGCCAAACUGGAGGAAUCUGUGCAGAAGGAAGAAUUAAUUGUACCAUCACUUGCAGGAAUUGCCGCUACACCAACACCCACAAAAAAACUGCAACAACAACAGCAGCAGCAGCAAUCCAAUGUUCGUUUAUCGCGUUCGUUCACCAAUAUUCUCGAUAUGAGACUUUCUUCAUCCUGCAACAAUUACAGUAGCAACAGCAGCAGCAGCAAUAACAGCAACAGUCACCAUAGCAACAACGGUCCAACAUCACCUAUUCCUAUUGAAUUGAAGCGAUCUGUCUCAACCAGUGUGCAAUUGAAUAAUAUCAUUGCCGACUUGACUAGGACUACCAUCACCAAUUCCCCUUCGAACAACAACAAUAACAACGUUUCAAGUAAUAACGCUUCAUCUCCUUCAUCGCCACCUAAACCUGCACCAUUACAAAAACGAUAUUCUGCCGACUACCCAGCAUCGAGGCGGAAAGAGCUAUUAAAAUCAAGAACGAAUUCCGAAAUUUCACGAAAACGUCCUGGAUCGCUCGACUUGCUUUCAUCAACGCCAAAUGCAACUGCCCAUUCCACGCCAGGAGUACCGAUGAUGGCGGCGACACCGAGCACACCUACUAACAUGAUAGGCAAAAUGUCAAUGCAGAUCAAAAGCAACCAUCAGAACGCAUUACGCGUGGCUGUGGAUCACAAACUCCAUGCCGUGUGUACUCAGGAUUAUCUGUCAUCCAGAGCGACAUGGUACCUUCGUGACAGAGAAAACAAUGUUGUUGAUUUGCGCAAACGGAAAUCCAUGCCGUUCAUGCGAUCCUCAGCGUCUAGUUUUUCCAUCAUGUCGCCGUCGAGACGCAUCAGCGAAUUACCACAGCCACACAUUCAACAACAACAACAGACUGCAACGCUUGAUUUAGAGAUUCAAUCGACAGUCAGCUCAACAACUAGUUCAGCUGCUGUUACAUCGGUCACAGCAACAGCUGCUGCUGCUGCAGUAGCGACAACCAACGAUAGUCUGGAUACGCUAAGACCAUCAAGUCGAACACCGUCACCAAGACGAACAUUGCCACACAGCGCUAGUGAUUAUUACUGCAUGUCAUCAUCAUCAUCAACAUCACCCAUAUCCGAUACAAAAAUAAAUUACAGCCAUUCUACUGCUUUACCAAGCUCUAUGCCGACCUCAACAACAAUGACAAACAUUCUUCAACAACAGCCAAGAUUAACCAUUGAUACGCAGCGCCAUCGUGAACAGUCAAAGUACGGCAAAACAACAACAACAACAACGAUGACGCCAUCCAACGCAGCAACCACUCCUAUCAGUCUAUUUUCGGGGAUGGAUCGCUCCUUGUCAACACUCAGCAUGCAGCCGUUCAAAAAGAACGCACUCGUCGACAGAAUGUUUAGCAAGUUAUCCAAUCUGAGUAAGAAAUCGAUGAGGAGGCGCGGAGGACGACAACGACGACGAGGACGGUAUCUCGAUGAUGGUGGUACUUGUGACGAUGACCACUUGUACCGAGAUGACAUGAUGGAUGAUGACGAUGACGAAGGAUCGCAUUAUACAGAAGGGGAUUAUACCUCAGACCUAAACUCCUACAAUGCCAGUGAGAUGGAUGAUUCACGGCAAGAUUCCAUGUCCAACAUUUCACUUUGCCGAUACCGCUCUGCAGCCACUGAUCAGGGAGGAACUCAUCAUCACCGUCAUGCAUCACCACGACGAUCGCAUAACAAGGGUCCAAUUUUUCGAUGGAUUCGGAGUGAAAGUGGUGUCAGCACAAGCAAACGAUCCUACAACCGCCAACGCCAACAACAAGAAGAGGAUUUUUCAACCACAAACACAAGCAGCAACCACCAACAAAAUUCUGAGCGACCCCCUGUAGCUUUUGCAUAUGCUUCUACUCCUGUACAGCAGCAGCAACAGCAAGAACAAGAACAAUGCCACCCUCAGAAAAUUUGGAAACGGACAUUCAGUGCUUCGAAAAAGAAACUAGUAUCGUCUUCUUCUCGCAUAAGCAACCUCAAUAGCAGUAGUAACAACACCAGAGGACCCUCCGCGCGUUUUUGAAAAAAAAAAAAAGCAUAUCUACCGGGAGAGAAAAAAAAAACAUCAUUUAUUCUGCUCUCUUUUUUUCUUUAUAACAUAACGUUGUUUAUAUACACCUACUACUACUACUAACUACUACUACUAAUGCUUUUAAUAAUAAUUUAUGACAAUAAUAAAAAUAUUACUAAUGAAAGUAAACUCCAUCUCCAUUCUCCAAAAAAGCAUACGCUUACAACUGGAUACUUUGUUCACG
Messenger RNA from Zychaea mexicana, 3567 nucleotides. RefSeq lists its product as uncharacterized. Lineage: Eukaryota; Fungi; Mucoromycota; Mucoromycetes; Mucorales; Lichtheimiaceae. Gene Ontology annotation, molecular function: guanyl-nucleotide exchange factor activity. Bases 195 to 3335 code for a protein of 1046 amino acids. The transcript has 6 exons. The record is from RefSeq and is a predicted model, not a curated record.